Messenger RNA from Fomitopsis serialis, 1068 nucleotides. RefSeq lists its product as uncharacterized. The coding region runs from base 287 to 913 and encodes 208 amino acids. The transcript has a single exon. NCBI's taxonomy places the organism in Eukaryota, Fungi, Basidiomycota, Agaricomycetes, Polyporales, Fomitopsidaceae. The record is from RefSeq and is a predicted model, not a curated record.
GGUGGGGAUGGGGGAAGGAUGCAUUGUAUGUUACGGAACGAAACCAUUGCCCAGUGCAAGAGACGCAGAAAGAAGACGACACUCGGGGGAACCCUGGCACUAUGAGACACAGAGACAGACGAGGGAGUACAUGCGAGGAGAGCGACGAGACAGUGAUGAUGCGAUGCAUGACAUGAGAACUGCGUGAACGACGAUGAUUGUGUAUGAAGGCGAUUGCGACUUGGUGGGUUGUGGAAGGGGGGAAGGGGAAGUGGUGAUGGAUGAUUGCAUGGGUGAUUGAGGGUCCAUGAUGCGUGAGACAAAUGAACCCGAGAAAAAAGAACGGAGACUCAUAAAGCAGGAAUGCGCGAGCGCGCUUUUGACAUACAUACCUAACCGGAGAGGCUGGACCUGCGGACGGCGUCGCAUACGACGGAGCACGCAGGCAGCAAUACGAUACGAUACAAAGGGCGAAAGUCGUCCCUCGAAGGUCGGAAGUCGACGAGCGGGAAUCAAAGGCAGUGGUGGUCGGACGGCACCGGGCAAAAGCAAAAGGCGCAUCACAAGAGAACGCAUCCCGUCAAUCAUCGUGAUGACGGACGAUGGCCACCAGGAUCUCACGGAGGACCUCGUCCUGGUCGGCAGAUAUGAUGUCUUGGUGGGUGGACGCAAAGUCUCGAAGUGCCGCGACCAUGUGCUCCGCUUCCUCCAUCGUCUCCACCUUGGGCGGCUCCUUGACGAUGUUCAUCUUAGGCACGACGUAAAUCUCCUGCUGCGUCAGCCCGUCCUCGGACGGCACCAUCACCGGGAUCGGAUCGGGGACGGUGACAGGGACUGGCUCGGGUUGCUCGUACUCAGGCUCUGGAGCAGGCGGGACCCAUACUGGCUGUGGGUCCUGGCGCGGGACAGACGGUUGGGGCGACGCCGUACGUAGGAAUCCGCACCCAAACGCACGCAUCUUAUCGGCGUCCGUGCCGUUGCCGGUGUACUUGCCCUUCUUGAUGCCAUGGCGCGCCUUGAAGUUCUCCACCCAACCCGAGCUCGCCUUGAACCUGUCUUCACCGAUGUUCAGGAACCCCGCGAUCUCGC